AUGUCCCUCCUCAACCGCGGCGACGACAAGCAUCGCUUCAUCAAGACGCUCGUGGCUAUCUUGCGCGCUCGCUUGCUGCCGUUGGUACAUGGCACCGAGACCCGCGCUCACUCGAACCCCUGGCUCGUGGCUCUGUGGAAGAACCUCGGCGUGCCCCCUAUGUCGGUUGUUGCGCUCGUUGGAGUUGUGGCGCUGGCUUUUGUGAGGAGACUGAUGAAGAGGGAACCAUUGCUGUUGACGAACCUGGUGGGCGUGCUGUAUCCGGCAUAUCAGAGCUUGAAGGCGGUGGAGAGGCCCGAGCCGGAUGAUGACGAGCGGUGGUUGACCUACUGGUCGGUCUUUGGCGGUUUCACCCUCCUCGACACGCAAUCCCACAAAUUCGACAAGUACACCCGCUACUACUACCUCGCCAAAAUGCUUGCGCUACACUGGUUGUACGCCCGCAGUGGCUCCCUCGCGGUCUAUCGCCAGGUCAUCAGGCCUUUCUUGGUCAAGUAUGGAGGAUACGGUGUCGUUCACGCUGCCGACCCGACGUCCAUAAAUGGUACGGCGGGUUUGGUUGUGGAGAACCCGGGACCGUUCAGGAAGGAUUUGUGA
Molecule: messenger RNA, 597 nt
Organism: Fimicolochytrium jonesii
Lineage: Eukaryota; Fungi; Chytridiomycota; Chytridiomycetes; Spizellomycetales; Powellomycetaceae
Product: TB2/DP1, HVA22 family-domain-containing protein
Exons: 2
Coding region: 1-597 (198 amino acids)
Source: RefSeq, a predicted model, not a curated record